AUGACUCGAAUAAUGCCAGCCCUACAAUCGCAUGUUGAUUUCCGGCAGUCAAUCAGAGGACAAACGGCCAGGCUGCCCAACUUCUACGCUCUUUUUCCUGAGUGGAAACCUCGACUUCAUCCAGAAUAUGACCGUGCUCGUGAUAAAGUGCUUAAUCCGUGGAUUGAACGCUGGGUCCCCGAUGCAGACACAGCUCGCAAAUUCCAAAAGGCGGAUUUUGGCCGUUUCGCUGCCAUCAUGUGUGCAGAUGCGUCUUUUGAGAAGAUGUGCUCUGUAGCCAAGGCGUUUGCAUGGUACUUUAUCUGGGACGAUUUAUUUGACUGUGGCAGCCUGACGCAUGAGAAAAUGGCUAUCCCAGAAUACCGGGACAAGUCUAUGCAAUACUUCUGCGCAGUUCUUUCCAGCAAGGAGGAUGCUCCGGACCUAUCAGGAUGCUCGGACGAGCUGCAAAAGGCACUGUUGUGCUGGAAUGAGGUGGCGGCCCACAUUAGAGAGGUUUGCUCAAAGGAAACCUGCGGAGUGUACCCUGUCAUAGCUACUAUUCCGUUUAUUUAUGGGGUCGACGUCAGCAAGCAAGAGCUCGCCGGUGAGCUGAUGGGACUGUUGUGGAGACAUACAUCUUAUUUGGUACACAUGAUCAACGACAUGUUCUCGCUCAGAAAGGAAAUUGCGGACAAUCAGAUCGAGAACCUCGUUCCGAUCUUGAUGCUCAAUCACAACAUCGACUGCAGCAGCGCAGUGGAGCGCUCGAGCUUGCUUGUCCAGGAGGCCGCUUGCGCCUUUCAUGAGGUGGAGAAACGUCUACGCGGACUGUCUCAGCAGUCACCCAAUCCGGUUACUGAAAUGUUCGUCAAAGGGUGCAAGGAUGUUGUUAUGGGGUUGACUCAUUGGAGCUACACUGGACAACGAUACUUCAAGCAAUCAGAAAUCGGUGUCGACAACGUGAUUGAAUUCCACCUCUAAGAAGACAGUUGCGCACAGAGAUCAAAUUCCUCAGCUCUGCAGGCAUGAUGCAGGACGGAGGAAUCUCGUCAGCGGCGUAAGGUUACAACCGGGGAUGGAUUCCGUCCAGAGCGGUU
Messenger RNA from Aspergillus novofumigatus IBT 16806, 1079 nucleotides. RefSeq names its product terpenoid synthase. The transcript is spliced from 9 exons. Lineage: Eukaryota; Fungi; Ascomycota; Eurotiomycetes; Eurotiales; Aspergillaceae. The record is from RefSeq and is a predicted model, not a curated record. The coding region runs from base 1 to 963 and encodes 320 amino acids.